AUGUCUAUUCAACAAUACUCCACAAUGAUUGUUCCAUUAAUGGAAAAUAUAUUACAUGAAUUCUUUUUAAGAAGACUUGGAGAAGCUCAAGCAAAAUAUGAAACAAUGUUACCAUUAUUUAAAGAUGGAGAAUAUAUUGAAAAUAUUCAACAAAUUCUUCACUCAUCUUUUUGGAAUUAUAAAGCUACUCCUGUUUCUAGUGAUUUGGAAGGAUUACAAGCUAUUCAAUGUAUUAAUAGUUAUUGUAAAAUAUCAAUUAGAUUUAUUGAAGAGGUAUUAAAACUUAUUUUAAAUUCUUUAGAUCCUAAAGUCCCAAACCCACAAUUAUUAAGUGUUUUAGUUUCUUUACUAGUUAAUUGUAAAACAAGUCAUCAUCGUCAUAAACAUUAUUUUAUGACUUACACAAUGGAAAUGAAUGAAUUAUUAUUAUGUUCUCCAUUUCUAAGAACAACUCAAUCCUAUUUAUCACAAAUUGUAUCUUUACCAAUAAAUUCUUCAGUUUAUAGAAGACUAAGAGAAUUUUUCCAGGAUAGAACAGUUAUUAUAAAUUAUCUUGAAAUUCCUCAAUUUUAUCAAAUUAUUUCAUUAUUAAAUUUCCAUAUGUCUCCUUCAAUGUUUUCUCAUAUUGUUAAUGAUUUUGAAUUAAAGAAAAAUAUAUCAAGAAGAUGUCUUGUUGAUUAUUUUCUUUAUUCAACAAUGAUUUAUAAUGAUUCAAUUGAAGUAAAACAAUUAAAAGAAGAUUAUCCUAUUUGUUAUUGUUGUAUGACUAAUGCAUUAUUAUUUAAUCCACAAGGUGUAUUUGAUUUAGUUAGACGUAAUUUCCAAAGAUCAGAAACAUAUAUAUCAAUGCUUUUUGAGCAUUAUUUUAAUGUAAAUGACUAUCCUGACUUUAUUCAAAAAUUACUCCAAUUAGACUUAUCUACUUCUAAUCUUCCAUAUCCAACUCUAACAAUAAUAUCAUUUAUCGUAAUGUUAUUAAGACAUUCUGCUUUAUCAGAAGAUGCAUAUUUAAUAAUUGAAAAGAUAUUACAUAAUAAAUCUAUGUUAACAACAUAUAUCGAACAAUCAAAUGUAUUGAUUGAAAAAUUUAAUGAAAUUCCUGAAGAUUUUAUUGCCCAAAUGAUUACUACUGAUAUGAAAAUUUUAUUUGACUUAGUUUGUCAUCCUCAUUCAUUAUAA
Molecule: messenger RNA, 1179 nt
Organism: Entamoeba histolytica HM-1:IMSS
Lineage: Eukaryota; Evosea; Mastigamoebida; Endamoebidae
Exons: 1
Coding region: 1-1179 (392 amino acids)
Source: RefSeq, a predicted model, not a curated record